GUAGCCCCCACGAACACACUGAGGCGCACCAACACCGUGAGACACAAACGGAGAUAACUGGCGUGCCUGCAAUGUGCUGCAGUUCCUUGGCUGUGCUGUGCAGGUCAUUCAGGGGGUGUCAUGCGGACGCAGUAAUAAAGGGAGCGUGCCGGGAUGUGAGCGGCUCAGAUCUCAGGAGAGGCUUUGGAUAGCAGCUCCAGCUGUUCCACAGAACUCAAAGACACCAUGGCAGCACACAGACUCUGCUGGGCAGCGGUGAUUCUGCUCUGCAGCGGGAGGGUCCCCCUGUCCUGGGGGACUGAGGAGCCCAGCUCUGGAACCUGCCCUGAUGUGCGCAUCGUGGGGCUCAGUGGCUCGGACCGGCUGGCUGUCCUGCAAGGCUGUCCUGGGACCCCUGGAGCUCCAGGGGGGCCAGGCGCCCCCGGCAGGAUUGGAGAGCAGGGGCCCCCUGGGUCCAAAGGCAGCAAAGGGGAAGAGGGGAAGGUUGGGAAACCGGGGCCUGCUGGUUCCCACGGCAAGCCAGGUGCGACGGGAGAGAAGGGAGAACCAGGAGAAGCCCUGGACGAGUCUUUCUUCUGCUCAACAGGUCCGCGGAGCUGCAAGGAGCUGCUAGAGAAAGGCCAUGUCCUGAGUGGCUGGUUCACCCUCUACACAGAGGACUGCAGGAAGCUCACUGUGUUCUGUGACAUGGACACGGAUGGGGGGGGCUGGCUGGUCUUCCAGAAACGUCUGGACGGCUCCGUGGAUUUCUACCGGGACUGGAAAGUUUACCGGGAAGGAUUCGGGAACCAGCUGUCGGAAUUCUGGCUGGGAAAUGACAACAUCCACCUGCUGACCAAGACAGGCUCUCACGAGCUUCGGAUAGACCUCAAGGACUUUGAGGACAAGUCUGUCUACGCCAAAUACAGCUCCUUCCAGGUCCUGGAUGAAUCACACAACUACAGGCUGCUGCUGGGGGCCUUCGUGGAAGGAGACGCAGGAGACUCUUUCUCUUCCCACUCUAACAUGAGCUUCACCACGAAGGACCGCGAUCACGACAAAUCAGAGUCCAGCAACUGUGCCGUGUCGUACAUGGGCGCCUGGUGGUACAACGAGUGCCACUGGUCCAACCUCAACGGGCGCUACCUGAAGGGGGUGCAUGAGGCCAUUGCCAAGGGCAUCAACUGGAAGACGGGCAAGGGGUACAAAUACUCAUACCGCUACAGUGACAUGAAGAUCCGACCCACCUGAGCGCCCAGACCCAUCCUCUCCCAUCACCUGCACCCAUACCCAGCCUCUCCCAUCACCUGAGCGCUCUGACCCAUCCUCUCCCAUCACCUGAGCGCCCGGACCCAUCCUCUCCCAUCACCUGAGCGCCCGGACCCAUCCUCUCCCAUCACCUGAGCGCCUGGACCCAUCCUCUCCCAUCACCUGAGCGCCCCGACCCAGCCUCUCCCAUCACCUGAGCGCCUGGACCCAUCCUCUCCCAUCACCUGAGCGCCCGGACCCAUCCUCUCCCAUCACCUGAGCGCCCGGACCCAUCCUCUCCCAUCACCUGAGCGCCCGGACUCAUCCUCUCCCAUCACCUGAGCGCCCGGACCCAUCCUCUCCCAUCACCUGAGCGCCCGGACCCAUCCUCUCCCAUCACCUGAGCGCCCGGACCCAUCCUCUCCCAUCACCUGAGCGCCCGGACCCAUCCUCUCCCAUCACCUGAGCGCCCGGACCCAUCCUCUCCCAUCACCUGAGCACCCGGACCCAUCCUCUCCCAUCACCUGAGCGCCCGGACCCAUCCUCUCCCAUCACCUGAGCGCCUGGACACAUCCUCUCCCAUCACCUGAGCGCCCGGACCCAUCCUCUCCCAUCACCUGAGCACCCGGACCCAUCCUCUCCCAUCACCUGAGCGCCCCGGACCCAUCCUCUCCCAUCACCUGAGCACCCGGACCCAUCCUCUCCCAUCACCUGAGCGCCCGGACCCAUCCUCUCCCAUCACCUGAGCGCCCGGACCCAUCCUCUCCCAUCACCUGAGCGCCCGGACCCAUCCUCUCCCAUCACCUGAGCGCCCCGACCCAGCCUCUCCCAUCACCUGAGCGCCCGGACCCAGCCUCUCCCAUCACCUGAGCGCCCUCAGCUUGAGUCUCAUACGUGAUUGCUUUAUAUGAUCACAGUAUAUAUAGAUAGAUAGAUAUGUAUAUUAUUCUCCUAUGUGUAAGACAUCAUUUUCAUCUGUUCUGUAUCAAAUCAUUUUGCCAUGUAAUGGAAGUCAGUUACAAUAAAAAUGCAAUUGUA
Acipenser ruthenus (sterlet) is the source of this 2265-nucleotide messenger RNA. RefSeq names its product ficolin-2-like. The transcript is spliced from 8 exons. Lineage: Eukaryota; Metazoa; Chordata; Actinopteri; Acipenseriformes; Acipenseridae. Bases 226 to 1230 code for a protein of 334 amino acids. The record is from RefSeq and is a predicted model, not a curated record.